GGCACAGCCUUGGCACAGGGCAGGGGAAGAGCAGCUCUGAGCGGGGAACUCCUGCAGAACCCUCCGCUCUCCCAAGCACAGCGUUCCUUCCUGAUGCUUCAUUUCCACGGUGGUUUCAGUGGAUCACCUGAGCCCUCGUGCAGCCCUGCCUCCAGCGGUUUCUCUUUCCCUUCCUUGUGGUUUUGUGCACUGUUUUUCCCCUCCGUGGUCGUAUAUGUCUCCUUUCCCACUUCCGCAGCUGCCGACACCCCCUCACGCUAUCUCCUUCCCCCGUCCAUGCCGCAGCCUAUUUAUGGGGCGCUGGGCAGGGGCUGGAGCAGAGCAGUGGAGCCGCGAGCAGGGCUGGCGGUGCCACCAUGCGGAGCGUCCCUGGGGCAGGAUCCCUGCUGCUCUGCCUGCUGCCGGCCAUCCUCGAGGCCCACGCUGGUGGGGAGGCGAAGCCCAGGCCUCCACCGUGCCAGCAGAGCCCCACGAAGGUGUCCUGCAGGGCUGCUGGGCUGCACAGCUUUCCCAAGGACCUCCCCCCAGGAGUGAAGCGCCUCGAACUGUCCCACAACCUCCUCCAGAACCUGUCGGAGAGCUGCCUGCCUGCGCUGGGGCAGCUCGAGCACCUGGACCUGCGCUCCAACCGCCUGGAGGCCAUCUCGGGGCUGGCCCGGCUGCCCCGGCUGCACUCACUGCUGCUGGGCUCCAACCGCCUGCACCACAGCUACCAGGACAAUGCGAUGGCUUUCGUCGCACUGCGGGAUAUAGAGGUGCUGGACCUGUCGGCCAAUGGCCUGGAGAGCCACAUGGUGGGGGGGUUCCUGGACAGCCUCACUGCACUGCGGGCACUGCACCUGCCUGGGAACAAGCUGAGCCAGCUGCCAGCGGGCAUCUUCCGGGGCUCCCCGCGGCUGAGAGAGCUGGACCUCAGCAACAACUACAUCAUGGACAUCGAGGAGGGAGCGUUCGAGGCGCUGCAGGAGCUGGCGGUGCUCAGCCUGGCCCUGAACUCCCUGCACUGCCUCUCCAGCUUCAGCCUGAGGCAGCUGCAAGUCCUGAACCUGAGCCACAACGCCCUGGAGCUGUUUGGCUGGGAGGAGGGACAGGGUCCCUACCUGCUCCAGGUGCUCGACCUGAGCCACAACCGGCUGCUCUCCUUCCCGCAGCUCCCGGCCGCGCACCAUCUCGUGCACCUCAACCUCUCCCACAACGCUAUCGCUUCGCUGGACCCCGGCUCGCACCGCCCGGUGCAGUUUGUGCUGCGCUAUGAGGAGGUGGUGAGCUUCAACACAUCGCUGGGCACCGCAGCCAGCCUGACCCGCCUGGCCGAGCUGGACCUCAGCUACAACAGCCUGCAGCUGCUCCCACUGCUGUUCUUCCGUGCCAUGCGCUCCCUGUUCACUCUCAGCGUGGCCAUGAACUGCCUCCAGAACAUCACCAUGGAGCUGCUGACCAGGGACGGGGACAGGGGCAGGAAUGGCACGGCCACGUGGCAGGAGGACGCGGUGCUCUCCGUGCGCUCCGUGGACCUCCAUGGCAAUGCCAUCCGUGCUCUGCCCCGUUGGUUCUUUGAUGCCCUGCCCCAGCUGGAAGCCAUUGACCUGGGCUCCAACAGCUUCCAGCCCUGCGGGAGUGACGUGGGGGGGACGUCGGGAGGCGGCUCUCCAGGGGCAGAACCCUGCACCGCCUUCCACAACAUCCCCCACCUGCAGCACCUCAGCCUUCGCAGGAACAGCCUCACCCAGCUGCUGCCCCGCACCUUCAGCCAGACCCCGCUGCUCUCCCUGGACCUGUCCGAGAACCGGGGCCUGACCGUGCCACGGGCAGCGCUGGAGGGGCUGGAGCACUCCCUGCAGCAUCUCUGGCUGCGGGGAAACCACAUGGACGACAGCGGGGCUGAGAUCCCCUGCCUGGAUGAGCUCAGGGUGUUGGACCUCUCGGGCAACCGCCUGAGCCUUCUGCCCACGGGUUUGUUCUGCUCCCCGCUGCAAAUCCUGGAUGUCAGCGACAACGAGCUGCCAGCGCUGCCCGAGCAGGCACUGGUGGGGUGGACCCACAGCCUGCGGGCACUGUGCCUGGCAGGGAACCCCUUCCAUUGUUGCAGGCUGGGCUGGUUGGAUGCGCUGCAGGCAGCAGGUGUGCAACUGCCCGACGUGCACCGUGCGCGCUGCACUCAUCACAGCGUCACAAACAGGACAGCCCCGCUCAGCAGCCGCCCGCCGUGGCCGUGCCCGCAGCCCUGGGGUGGCAGCUCAGUGCUGGUGCUGGCCCUGCUCGGCAUCCUGCUGUGUGCGGGCUGCGGGGCGUGCCGGCUGCGGGGCCGCGGGGUGGGGGUCCUGCCUCCCCAGCCCCAAACAGAGAGAGCGGCCGGGGGGGGGCCAGCACACAGCGACACUAAAGUAUAGCCGGGAGAACAAACUGCAGCUCCG
Messenger RNA from Numida meleagris (helmeted guineafowl), 2414 nucleotides. RefSeq names its product leucine-rich repeat-containing protein 32-like. The record is from RefSeq and is a predicted model, not a curated record. Gene Ontology annotation, molecular function: protein binding. NCBI's taxonomy places the organism in Eukaryota, Metazoa, Chordata, Aves, Galliformes, Numididae. The transcript is spliced from 2 exons. The coding region runs from base 357 to 2390 and encodes 677 amino acids.